Messenger RNA from Ornithorhynchus anatinus (platypus), 427 nucleotides. RefSeq names its product formin-like protein 5. The record is from RefSeq and is a predicted model, not a curated record. The coding region runs from base 62 to 409 and encodes 115 amino acids. The transcript has 3 exons. NCBI's taxonomy places the organism in Eukaryota, Metazoa, Chordata, Mammalia, Monotremata, Ornithorhynchidae.
GGCCCGGGGGAGGGCGGCGCGGGGCCGCCGAGGCGCCGCCAUCCUGCGGGGACCCAGGAGCAUGCUGCUGAUACCCAGGACAGGCAGAGGAAAUAGAAACACCCAGGAGGCCACCAUUCCUGACCCUGCUAGAAGGACCAGACUAGUUCUCGUUUCUGCUCUGACUGGCUCGGAAAUUCCCGAGUCCGGCCCCGCCCCCCACGGGCCCGAGAAAUCCCCGGCUCGCCUUUAUAGGGCGGCGCCAAGCCCGCCGCCGCCCCACUCCGACCCCGGACCCGGACCCGGCAGCACCGACCGCCGCACCGACUCCCCGUACCGACCCCCCGCACCUCCCUUCUGCCAGCACCUCCUGCCAGCCCCACCGCCACGGCCGGGAGCCAGCAGGCCGUCCACCCAUCGGGACCUGUAGGGUUGUGACCUAAAGCCA